ACUUAGCAGCUUAAUUUAUUAUUUUUAUCAUCCCACAUGGUUUUUGUGGGUCAAAAAUCUGGUUGCAGCUUAGCCGGAUGGUUCUGGCUCAUGGUCUUAUGAGGAUGCAGUCCAGAUGUGGGCUGGGGCAACAGUCAUUUGAAGUUCAACUGGGGCUAGAGUAUCUGCUUCCAAGGUAGCUUACCCACCCGCCUGGCAAGUUUCUGACAAGAGGCCUCAGUUGCUUGCCACAUGGACCUUUCCAUAGGGCUGCUUGAGUGUCUCCAUGACAUGAAAUCAAGUGAUCCAAGAGAGAACAAUAUGGAAGACACAGUGUCUUUUAUGACCUAACCUUGGAAGUCACACACUGUAAUUUCCACAGUAUCCUAUUGGUUAUCACAGAUCUGCUUUAUUCAUUGUGGCAGGGGACUUCACAAGGGCUGAAUACCAGGAGGCAAGAAGCAUUGUGACCAUUCUGGAGGCUGGCUACCACACUUGGGAUUAUACCACUCUGCCCUCUGUCACAGUCUGAAAAGAUCUGGACCAUCUACCAUCUGGGCAUCCACAGAACAUCUCAUUGAUUCUCUACUUUGAUGGCAUCAUGCUAAUCAAGUAGAUUAGUGAGAAAUGACUGGCAUGUUGGAGGCCUAGAAAGAAAAAUGCACUGCAAAGAGUAGGAUAUAAUCCACAUGAAGAUCCAAGGACCCGCCACAUGAGAACAACUUUGAGAGCCCAAGGGUCGAGGGCAUGGGGGUCAUAUCAUCCAAAAUAAAAGACGAAUGAUCACAUCUUGCACCUCCUACAUGAGGAGGGAAGCACAAUGCCUGAUAGAACUCUUCAGAUUUCGGAGACAGCAUAUUUCAUACCCGGGAACACUUCUCUGGCCUGUAUACCACAGGCUGUGACACAAAAGGCUGCCACUUUGCAGCCCAGAGUAGGCAAGUUCUCUGGGGACCAGUACAGUGUGGGCUGCAGUGACAGCAGCCCUGCCAUUUGGGCCACAAGACUCGGCAGCACUUAGGGGAGUGGAGGCAUCAGUGGUUGGAAAAGGUGCCAUGUGGAAUUCAUGGCAUGCUCCGGUGGGAGAUCACAACACUGGCUUCUGGAGGUCUGGAUCAAGGCGUGCAGUCUGCAGUGGGGAAUUCUAAGUGCUCUGUAAAACUGCUGCACUGCUGUGGGCCCUCAGAGGACCAGGGGACACGAGGUGACCUCAUGUCCCAAACUGCCUGUCAUGAGGUUGCAGCGCAAAGCACUCGUGUUUAGCUGUCCAAGUGCAGUCAGAAGUUCACCGAUAGAUUCUCUACCGUGUCACCUCCUUUCUUUCCUGGAAGAAUCCCUUCGUCCUCCUGCUUCUUUGUGAGACACAGCUUAGUUCCACUAGGACACCUGGUGGAAUGUGGGGAAUGCAGCCCCCAGAGCGGGAAGGAGGAGGGAGCUGAACGUGCGGAAAGUGCCCUUGCUAUUGCUAUUUUAGAAGGCCUGCUGCCGGACAGGCAAACAAAACCUCAGGCCUCGGCCCCUUACCGUUGGCCUAGGGUCAGUGGUGAUGAGCCGACAAGCCCCUCUCCGCCUCCUGGACCUUGCAGCGCAGAGCCUGCUGAGUGACGAAGACUCAGCCAUGCGUGCCCUGGGAGAGCUCCCUGUGGGCCUCUUCCCAACACUGUCCGCUGUGGCCUUUGAAGGGGGACACACAAAGACGGUGACAGCAAUGGUGCAGGCCUGGCCCUUCCCCUGCCUCCACCUGGGAUCAUUAAGGGAUCAGUCAAUAACUCAAGACCUGUUGGAAGCGGUACUAGAUGGGCUGGAAUUGGUUCCUACCAACACUGCUUGCCCCAGGAGAUCGAAGCUAAAGGUGCUGGAUUUUACCCAUGACUUUGAGCACUCCAACUGGGAGGAAUGCUCUGAGACCUCUCCUGCACCGUUUGUCAUCACGCAUGUGCUAGAAGAGCCCGAGGCAGACCAGCUCACGCCCAGUUUCAGAGAACAGCCUCGGAGUGACCGAGAACCUGUGGACAUAUACACGGACCUGUUCUUAGGUGGUUUGUUCGGUUUCUUCCACCUGUCUGGGUUUCCGUCGUACAUAUUGCAGCGAGUCGGGAAGAGCCACGGCUGUCUGCGCCUCCACUGUCGGACACUGGUCAUUAACCAAGUGCCAUUCCGCAGCCUCAUAGAGAUCCUGGGAAUGCUGGAGCUGGAGGCCAUCCGAGAGGUGAGGCUUCAUCACAGGAGCAGGUUCUGCUUCCAGUCAGACCUCAUCCAGUUCUUCACCCAGCUAGGGCAGAUGAGCAGCCUGGGCAAACUCAUCAUGAGCGACAUCCCCUGGGAUUUCCCAGCUGACUGUUUCUCCCUGCUGAGUCCGCUGGGCCACCUCCAGAAGCUCCACCUCACCUUUGGCUGUCUCUCGGGUCAGCUCCAUAAGAUGCUCAGUGGCCUGCAAAAACCAUUGGAGACUCUGGUGAUUAAUGGAUGUAGGAUUACUGAGAAUGACAUCACCUACUUGUCCCAGAGCACUCAUGCCACCCGCCUGAAGGAGUUGGUCCUGUGUAGCAAUAACCUGUCCCAAACGGUCCCUGGGCCCCUCGAGGUUCUGCUCGGUGAGGUCUCCGGCACGCUGGAGCACCUGAACCUGAGGAGCUGCCGGCUGAAGGAGGCCCAGCUCCGUGCCCUCCUGCCCGCCCUGUGCUGCUGCUCCCGCCUCCGCUCCCUCGUGUUCUACGACAACGUCAUCUCCACGUCAGGCAUCAUGAACGUGCUGCAGCACUUAGCGGGGCUGAAGGAGCUGAAGCGUGUGCACUACCCUGUGCCUGCUGAAUGCAUUGUGUACUUGGAUGAAUACAGGUGGGGGAACCUCAACAGAGUGGAACUCGCCCGGGUCCACACCAGACUGCAGGAAAUGCUGCAAGCUCUGCAGCGGGCCGACAUGGAGCUGACGAAUUGUACCUCGAUGCCCUGACUUAUGAAAAUGCACAGCUGGCCUGAUGGGGAAGAGCAGCAGCAGUGGAUCUCGCAGCUGUGGCAGUGGAGUUCCUGAACGGGUGGUGUGGCUUUAAAGAAAACUAUGGAAAUGAGAAACGGUGCAGUGAACACUAGCGGUGACGUCUCUUUCCGGGUAGAGCCGGCCUCCGUUAUUCAUGAAAUCAACAGGCACUAGCGCUGUUCUGAUGCCGGGAUAAAAAGAAAACCUCUCCAGCACUUGUCCUUCUGCUCUGUUUACCCAAUUUCUCUUUCAUUUUGCUUCCCACUUUGACCAACAAGCAAUUGGGUGAUUUUCUUCUCGAAACACUUGUUUAUAAAGUGGGGUAAGGGAGAUGUUAAUCAAGGAAUAGGUAAGUGUAAGGUGCCCAGCACAGGGCUUUUCUUCACUCGCUUAUUCACCAACUACUUGUGGACUUCCUGCUUUGCUCAGAAACGGCUCUCUGGGGAAUACAGCAGCAAACAGUCCAGGUUUCUGCCUCCAAAAGAACUUCACUUUGGAAGGGGAUGGAGACCACUAGCAAGUCAGCAAACCAAUAAGAAAACGGAGUGCGGAGGAGUGCCGUGAGAACACCAGAUCACCAAUGGAAUGGGAGGGACUGGAGUUGGGGGCAGGCAGCUGUGAGAUAACAGAAAAUAUAUAUUGGUCUCUGCCCCAGUUGCUGGCCCAGAGCUUCUAAAACCCUUGUAAUUUCCAAGUGAUAGGAACACUAGGACUUGUUCUAACUUUUGGUCUUUGAUCCAUCCCUAACAAGGGGCUCCUAAAACCCUUGUAAAUUCCUAAGUGAUAAGAAUACUGGGAGCAUCUUUUGUUCUAAUAAGGCAACUCUAGGUGGACUCCUGGAUGGCUCCUGGAUGGGAGCUGGUCACCAGAAAUACCAACCCAUGAUUAAGAUAUGCU
Equus caballus (horse) is the source of this 3853-nucleotide messenger RNA. RefSeq names its product PRAME nuclear receptor transcriptional regulator (gene PRAME). Gene Ontology annotation, cellular component: cytoplasm. Gene Ontology annotation, biological process: positive regulation of cell population proliferation; negative regulation of cell differentiation; negative regulation of DNA-templated transcription. Lineage: Eukaryota; Metazoa; Chordata; Mammalia; Perissodactyla; Equidae. The record is from RefSeq and is a predicted model, not a curated record.